CUGCGGCUUGUGGGUGGCAAGACUCCCAGCCUGGGUCGCCUCGAAAUCCGCCGGCGAAACGGCCGGUGGGGGACCAUUUGCAGGCGUGGCUUUGGGGCGGUGGAUGCCUCGGUAGCCUGCCGUCAGCUGGGUGAAGGCAUGAACGGCACGGUGCUUAGAAGUGGGGCGUUUGGGCCCGGGAGCGGCGCCAUAUGGCUCAGCCAGGUGGCCUGCACCGGCAAUGAGACCCGGCUGGAGGACUGUAGGAGCAGGGGAUGGGGGCACGCGCCAAAGUGCAGCCACGCCAUGGAUGUAGCCAUCAGGUGCAGCAGCACCAAGCAGGUUGCCAUUACGGUGCGCCUGCUGAAUGGCAGCGAUACUUCGUCCGGAAGAUUGGAAGUGUGGCAUAACGGCACGUGGGGAACUGUCUGCAAGACAGGAUUCAACGCCACCGAUGCUUCGGUCGCAUGCGGGCAAAUGCGGCUUGGCAAGAAUGGCGUGGUUGCCGCCUCCAGGAGCGGCCCGGCGUUUGGGCCAGGAAAAGGCACGAUAUGGCUGUCGCAGGUCAACUGCAACGGCCGCGAGACACGGAUUGAAGAGUGCUGGAACAGGGGGUGGGGCACCGCUCCCAACUGCACCCACGCCAUGGAUGUGGCCGUCGCUUGCGCACCUGGUAAUGCACGCCAUUCGCCCAUGUUCUACGUCGCACAGUAUGUUACAGCGCGCCUGGUGAAUGGCAGCAGCGCUUCAUCCGGAAGAUUAGAAGUGUGGCGUGGUGGCAUUUGGGGAACUGUCUGCAGCACAGAAUUCAACGCCACUGAUGCUUCGGUCGCGUGCCGGCAGAUGGGGUUUGCUAGGAAUGGGACGAUCGUCGCCUCCAGGAGCGGCCCGGCGUUUGGGCCAGGAAAAGGCACGAUAUGGCUGUCGCAGGUCAACUGCACUGGCCGGGAGACGCGGAUUGAAGAGUGCUGGAACAGGGGGUGGGGCACCGCGCCCAACUGCACCCACGCCAUGGAUGUGGCCAUCCGUUGUGCGCUCAUCACGACUGGCCGGUUGUGA
Molecule: messenger RNA, 1038 nt
Organism: Chlorella variabilis
Lineage: Eukaryota; Viridiplantae; Chlorophyta; Trebouxiophyceae; Chlorellales; Chlorellaceae
Exons: 4
Cellular component (GO): membrane
Source: RefSeq, a predicted model, not a curated record